Musca domestica (house fly) is the source of this 879-nucleotide messenger RNA. Its product is annotated as protein aveugle. Gene Ontology annotation, molecular function: protein binding. The transcript is spliced from 2 exons. Gene Ontology annotation, biological process: cell surface receptor protein tyrosine kinase signaling pathway. Lineage: Eukaryota; Metazoa; Arthropoda; Insecta; Diptera; Muscidae. Gene Ontology annotation, cellular component: cytoplasmic side of plasma membrane. The coding region runs from base 160 to 528 and encodes 122 amino acids. The record is from RefSeq and is a predicted model, not a curated record.
GUAUUGUCAAUUACUCUCCGCCUCAAAAAGAAAUGUAAACAAUAAACGAUUGUGACCGAAAAUUAUUUUCUAAAAAAAAUAAAAUUUAGAAUAUCUAAUUAAACAUUAGUUGUUAACGAAACAUUUGCACAAAUAUUAACUAGAUUAGUUAAGCUCACAAUGGUGGAGGAAACAACACAAACCAACAGGUCAAGGUCGAAAAUGGCCCGUCCCAAGCCAGUAUAUUUGUGGACUGUAGUCGACGUUUUGAAGUGGUUUCGACGCGUAAACAGUGAAUAUUUGGAUUAUUUGGAACUGUUUUCCAAGCAUGAAAUCACUGGCAGAGCCUUGUUGCGCAUCAACGACUCUUCACUGCAACGGAUGGGUAUAACGAAUAACAAGGACCGUUUGGCAAUUUGGAGAGAAAUUGUCAAACAAAAACUCAAGACUGAUAUUAUGGAAAUUAGGGAUAUGGAACGUAUUGUUAAUCAACAUUCUAUGGCCAAAAUUACACAUCCGAAAGCCACGGCGGCGGCUGCCCAAAAGUAAUUGAUACUUGUUUUGGGAAAGAAUUAUUCUUUGGAACAACGAAGUACGUACAUACAUACAUAGUAAUGAUUAUUAGCGAACAUACUCGAAAACAAUCUCUACAAAAAGAAAAUAACAACAACAACAAGUGAAACACUCAACAAACACAACACCAAGUGAGCGGGUUGUACAACAAACAAAAAAACAAACAAGUGCUGUAAAUUAAGAUAAAUUUUAAGUUAGUAAAUUAAAUUAAAUAUACCAAAAUGAAUAACAUUCAUAUUCUAUGAUAUAUAUUAUAUACAUACACACAAACAUAUUUAAUCUUUAACUUUUUUGAAUAAAAUAUCAAAUAUUCUUACAUAAAUUAAA